Messenger RNA from Vanderwaltozyma polyspora DSM 70294, 762 nucleotides. RefSeq names its product rRNA-processing protein UTP11 (gene UTP11). Gene Ontology annotation, biological process: rRNA processing. The transcript has a single exon. NCBI's taxonomy places the organism in Eukaryota, Fungi, Ascomycota, Saccharomycetes, Saccharomycetales, Saccharomycetaceae. The record is from RefSeq and is a predicted model, not a curated record. Bases 1 to 762 code for a protein of 253 amino acids. Gene Ontology annotation, cellular component: nucleolus; small-subunit processome.
AUGGCUAAACUGGUCCACAACGUGCAGAAGAAGCAACAUAGGGAAAGAUCCCAACUUACAAGCAGAGCAAGAUUAGGCCACUUGGAAAAGCAUAAGGACUAUGUCAAGCGUGCUCAAGAUUAUCAUAAGAAGGAAAAAUCUCUGAAAAUUCUUAGGGAAAAAGUGAAGGAAAGAAACGAAGAUGAGUACUACCAUGGUAUGCAUUCAAGGAAACUAGAUCAAAAGAAUAACUUAUUAUAUGUAGAUAGAAACAAUAACGAAGAUUUAUCAAAUGAUCAAGUUAAAUUAUUGAAGAGUCAAGAUGUUAAUUAUAUUAGAACUUUACGUACCGCUGAAUUGAACAAAAUAGAGAAUUAUAGAAAGAAAAAUUUAAUCAUCAAUUCAACUUCAUUAAACAAGGAAUCAGAUAAUCACAAGGUCUUUGUCGAUAAUAAAAAUGAACUGAAAAAUUUUAAACCAGAAGUUUAUUUCAAUACAAGUAAGGAGCUGUUACACAAGAGAGAAAAUAGAUUGACUAAUGACCAGUUAUUAGAAACUGAAUUUUCUUCCUUUGAUUCAACAGUUAAUGAAAGUUUAAAAAGGAAGAAAUUGAAAAAUUUAAAAAUCAUGCAAAGCCAUAUUAAAAGAGAAUCUGAAUUGAAGAAUAUUGAACAAAGGAUGAAUUUACAAAGAGAAGUAAUGAAAAAUGGAUCAAAGAAGAAGAUCACCGAUCCAAAGACUGGUAAAAUAUCAUUUAAAUGGAAAAAACAACGUAAGCGUUAA